GCGUUGGGCUUCUCGUUUGGUUGUGCUUCCAGUAAUACCUAAUUUCAUCGUAAAACCCUAGUCAUAGUGUCUAUCUUUUUAUCUAAAUAAUCGUGAUUUAAUUUAAGUCGAGUAGCUUACAAUGCAAAACGAUAUCAAGAAUGAUUCAAUCGUGUGUUCAGAGAAGAUUUCCUCAACGGAUGAUUACGAUCCACAUAUGCAUCGCAAUGCGAAGAAUCCAACCAACAACUGGCAAACCUUUGCGCACUUUUUGAAGGCUUCUAUUGGCACCGGAGUUUUGGCCAUGCCCAGCGCCUUUGCGCAUGCGGGCUAUGUCAAUGGCAUUGUUUUGACCCUAAUCAUUGGUCUCUUAGCUCUUUAUUGUCUGCACAUUCUGAUUGGUUCCAUGUAUGUGCUUUGCAAGCGGCAGCGAGUUCCUUACGUCAGCUUCUCGGAGGCCAUGAAAUUGGGGUUACAACAGGGUCCACCAGCCCUACGAUGUCUGGUCCCAAUUGCCAUACCCUUUGUGGAUGGUUUUUUGGCCUUCUAUCAUUUUGGCAUCUGUUGUGUUUACGUUGUUUUCAUUGCAGAGAGCAUAAAGCAGCUGGUGGAUGAAUAUUUUGUCACAUGGGAUGUGCGUUUGCACAUGUGUAUUAUCAUCAUACCGCUCUUAUUGAUCUUUAGCAUUCGAAAUCUCAAGUUAUUGGCACCAUUUUCCAGUGCUGCCAAUUUGCUGCUUUUUGUGGGUUUCGGCAUCAUAUUGUAUUAUAUUUGCUCCAAUUUGCCGCCUUUAAGUGAUCGUAAGCCCUUUGAACAUUACACAAAGUUGCCCACCUUUUUUGGCACUGUGCUUUUUGCUUUGGAGGCGGUGGGCGUGAUCUUGGCUAUUGAGGAGAACAUGGCCACGCCUCGCGCCUAUGUGCAACCGUGUGGCAUCAUGAACUGGGGCAUGUGCAUCGUUCUGAGUCUUUACGUGUUUCUCGGCUUCUUUGGCUACUGGAAGUACGGAGAUGAGGCAUUGGGUAGUGUAACUCUAAAUAUACCUCAAUCGGAAAUACCCGCUCAAGUGGUAAAGAUCUUUUUUGCCAUCACAACGUACAUUUCUUAUGCGUUGCAAGGAUAUGUUACAGCUCAUAUCCUUUGGAGUAAAUAUCUGAGCAAACGCUUCAAGGACGUUUCCAAGCACACGCUCUACGAGCUCAUCCUUCGCACGGUGAUUGUGCUUUUAACUUUUUGCUGUGCCAUUGCCAUUCCAGAUCUCUCGCUGUUCCUCUCGCUCGUCGGCUCCUUUUGUCUCUCCAUAUUGGGUCUGAUUUUCCCAGCUCUUCUACAAAUCUGCGUGCAGUAUGAGAGAGGAUAUGGUCCAUAUAAUUACAAGCUUAUCAUCAAUCUGUUGCUGCUGAUCUUUGGCCUCUUUGGCGGCAUUGUGGGCACCUACGUUAGCAUUGUGGAUAUAAUCAACGCCCUUUCGAAAUAGCUUAAGUUCGUCGGUAAUGUUUGCCAUUAAAUACUGAUACACAUAAUUGAGUUGCAGUUGCAAAUGCAGUUGGGGGAGUACUAUAUAUGUGUGUGUGCAACGCGGCGUAUGCGUAAUAUAGCAUAACCUCUGCUGUGGCUUAUGCAAAUCAUGCUGCGGCCUCUAUACAUGUCAUUUGGGUUCUGUUUACUCUGUUUGGCCUGCUAAUUAUUGUACCCUGUGCGCACAUUCCAAUGAACUGAGGAAGGACAGAAUUCAGAAA
Drosophila innubila is the source of this 1718-nucleotide messenger RNA. RefSeq names its product proton-coupled amino acid transporter-like protein CG1139. Gene Ontology annotation, biological process: amino acid transmembrane transport. Gene Ontology annotation, cellular component: vacuolar membrane. The coding region runs from base 122 to 1456 and encodes 444 amino acids. NCBI's taxonomy places the organism in Eukaryota, Metazoa, Arthropoda, Insecta, Diptera, Drosophilidae. Gene Ontology annotation, molecular function: amino acid transmembrane transporter activity. The transcript is spliced from 9 exons. The record is from RefSeq and is a predicted model, not a curated record.